Messenger RNA from Cladophialophora immunda, 4355 nucleotides. RefSeq lists its product as uncharacterized. Lineage: Eukaryota; Fungi; Ascomycota; Eurotiomycetes; Chaetothyriales; Herpotrichiellaceae. The record is from RefSeq and is a predicted model, not a curated record. Bases 284 to 4267 code for a protein of 1327 amino acids. The transcript has a single exon.
CCACUUGCACAAUGGUUUAUUGUUGUUGAGAAGAACGCAAGGCCACAUAGCGGGGCCUACGAGUAUUCGAUUGUAGGGAGCGAUCACAUCCAUGGGUUUGAAGGCAAAACCCGCUUGCCGGAAUCACAUUGGCACUCCGAACACCUGCCAUCCAGCUGCUAAUUGCGAACACGACCGAGCAAAGGGCAGCCUCAUGCAGUAGAAACCUUGUAGAUGGGUUUCUCGGCUUCGCUCUCCCUUUCUCAUCUGCAUUGUCACGAUUGUCAGUGCGGCCUACGUUGCGAUGGCGCACAAACCGUUUCAUCAAACAUCGCCGGUGAAGAGGAAGUCGCUCCAUCGAAACUCAAGACACAGCAGUGGAUUCAACGAUGGCGCCUUGGAUGAGGACGCGUUCCCGAUGAUCUCAUUCGAUGCCAGAUCCUCCUCGACUCUGCCUGCUUUUCCAGAUCCCAACCAUACGGACACGACAUACGAGCCCCAAGAGCAUCUCAAUUUGCCAAGACUGACACAAAAUCAGUGGCACGGCGCCAGCCAACAAUGGGUGGGAGGCAGUCAUAUUUCCGAGGUGUCUUCCCUUGCAGAUGGAUGGGACGAAUCUGUAUCUUCUAACAAGGCCCAAUUUGUCUCGCAAAAUGAGAUCCCCCCUUACAAUGAGACGCAUAUGUUUCCGCGGCCGUGGAACCCAAAGUGGCUGCGCAGGCCAAUUCUGUUCGGUUUCAUCCUACUCUUUUUAGUCCUCGUCGCCGGGCUGGUUAUUCUGUGGCGUUUUGCAGAAAUCAGGCAUGGAAUUAGGACCGCUAUCACGAGCAAUCAUUAUGCAUGGACUUAUGGACCGACUGCGCUCUUCGUCUUGGUAGGAGUGCCCUGGAGACAAGUCGACUUCCACUGCCGGACUUUGGCACCAUGGGCGCAUCUUCGGGGCGGCCCAGCUUCAGCAAAGGAAUCUCUGCUCCUGGACUAUGUCUCUCCUCCUUUACCCAUGGCUCUGGUAAAGGCUGCUUCAACCCAUGAUUGGGCUGUUGUGGCGAGUGGUAUGGGCUUGUUGUUGCUGCGAAUUGUCAACGUCUUCAGCACCGGCCUGCUUGUACUUACACCGACCUCGGAUUCCAAAACCCUUCCCGAUGUCAUCGUGAGCUCAAAAUUUGCGGGGACAAAUUAUACAGUUGGACCCUCGGUUAUCGACACCGAACUGAUGCAAUUUUAUGGUAUAACAGAACGAGGGCUAAACUAUCAAUACGGCACGUCAGCAAGUGUCGCUUACGAUACUCUUGACUUACAAUCCCUUCCCACAAACUCGACUGUGACAGCGACGGUGGACGGCGUGUUCCCGUUCUUCAACUGCGAAGUGGUGACACCUGAAAUUAUUGGCAACAACUUCACCUGGAGCAACGACGGCGAAUAUCCGUACGGAGACAAACUAGAAUUGAGGCUGACUUUGUCUUCUGCCAAGUGUCCUCCUUGGGUAUCUUAUUACGAAUUGUGUCAAGCACCUGAAUGUCCCGUUGGACGAUCUCUCAUCUCUAACGAAUACUGGGGUCCGAAUUCGCCCCCGGGAGACGAUCUCGAUCCUUGUUCCGCCUACUAUACGCUCAGUCUGAUUGAUAUUACGUUCGAAGAGGUCACGGGACACGCAAAAAAUACUAGUGCUGCAUGGAACGUGACCUUGGCCGAGUCAGUUGGCAUUGUCUGUCCUCUGGGAUACACGAUCGACAAGGUCAACAUCACGGUCAACACUGCAGAUCCCACCUCGAGUGGGGGAGUCAACACCACGGGUCCCCUGCAGCGCAUAGCAGAUGUCCUUCCUGGAUACUCGUAUUACAAUCUGACUACAGCUUUCCAGAAUGAAGUCAACGUAAAUAGCCUUCCACCUACGCCGGAGGCUCUGAACGUAUAUUCAUUUGCCAGAUUCUUUGCCAUCCUUGCUGGUGGCUCCGCGGUUGAUUUAUUGAAUACAACCAAGUUGAAAACCACAGCUGAAACAGCGUUCAAGGGGGUAGGGGUUCAACUCGCCCACUCAUACCUACGCAAGAAGGACAACGCAACGACUACGGCCAAUGUCUUAUACCAGGAACCGAGGCUCCAAGUCCGGGAACUAAGCUUGUGGGCCAUGAUCGCAGGAUGUGUGUUACUAGCACUUGCUGCUGCCGCCGUUCUCCAAUGGCGCACAAAGGACGUCGUCUCGCGCGAGCCCAACUCUAUUGGCGCUCAAGCAACUAUACUUGCUGCUAGUCCUGCGCUCCAGAAGUCAUUAGAGACAGCCCCAGGCUGCUCAGGUGUGCGAUCCGAAACUCACCUACAGGAUCUAGUUGCGGCGUCUCACAUCAACAGCGAACGUCCAACCCCCGAAUUCUCCAUCACAACCACCGUGCCGGAGGGAAGUCAACGAAGACUAACGGAUGGUCCCAGCAAAUAUUCUUGGUGGGAAACCAGCUCUUCCAAUCUCUGGUUCAUGUCCGCGGCUCUCGGGCUACCGCUUGCCGUCAUCGCAAUUUUGGAAGUCUUGCAACGCGAAUCAAAUGCCCAUAAUGGGCUGGCCACCGUUUCUGACUCUCCCAUCGAUCGUUCGCUACCAAACAUUCUCGCUUCAGUCGUUUUGAUAUGCAUCGCAAUCAUGUACGAUGCCAUUGAUUUCGCUACAGCGACGCUCGCGCCGUAUCAGACGCUGGCUCGAGGAAGUGCGCCCGCGAAGCAGACACUGCUGAGAACGUCUUCUGGAAACCUCCCAAUCUGGUCCACCUUAAAAGCAAUCCGUGAGCGCCAUACGGAAGCUGCCGUAGCAUCAAUGGCCGCCCUCGUUGGCAGUUUGCUGACAAUCAUUGCCUCGGGCCUCUACACGAUCGAGGCUGUCCCAGUGGUACUCGACGUUGCCGUCAUCACGUCCGACAAAUUUGUGCCCUCAUUUGGCACUUCAACAGAUGGAUCGGCUGGCGCGAUUUUCACCCUCAUUGAACAGAACAACGUGUCUUACCCAGCACUCACGUACGACGGAUUAGCAUAUCCCAACAUCCAGAUGUCUAGCUUGGGAGCAGAAGCCCUGAAACAGCUGAGCGAUUCUGCACAGGCAGUGACGCUUCAGGCCAACAUUGUAGCCAUGAGGGCAUCGCUCAACUGCACUUUGGUGCCCAGAGAGAAUAUGAUCAUGACGAUGUAUUCGGAACCUAGCGUGCAUGUGGAUCCAAGCUGCCGAGACAACAACAUCACGUUUCACGCGGACUUGCCUCCAUCGUGUCCUCACUUCUUGAACGGGGAAAAUCAGACCGCGACCAACAUUCCGUUCUCGGCCUAUGUACAGCAUACCUGCGAUGGCGAGGCUGGUCUUGCUAUUCACGAGCAAGUGGUUCUCAACAACCAGGGCGCAAUGGGCGACUCGACCGCCGUCACCAGCGCAGGGUCAACCUUGGGAGCGGCGAGUAAUCCCCCUGGAUGUCCAUCGUUGGCGUUCAUGUCAGGCUACUUUGUCGAAAACGUCACCUCGACGGAGAACGUCACCGCCAUGACGUGCAUCCAAGGAUUGGAAGAGGUGCGCGCCGAGACUACCUUCCUGGUGUCGCAAGACUCUGUUCAGAUCAAGUCAGAGCCGAGGGUAGAUGAGAGCUCCGCUCGGUGGCUGCAGGCGUUCAACAGCACGUAUUGGUUCACGGCAAGCAGCACCUUCGCCCCGUUCGACCGUGAGGCUCCGACUCUCCUCACCGACUAUUUCUACUCACAGGUCAACUACGGCCCUGAUGGCAUCCCCGCCGACGAGCUGACAGGCCCUGCAAACACCCAGCGCUUCAUCGACGCCACCCAACGCAUGUACCGUCGCUACAUGGCGCAGCUCAUCAAUGGCACCAUGCGGCGUAGUCUCAACCAGACCGAAGCCGCCUCUGCGCCCCAGUAUCAAGGGUCCGUCACGGGCGUCAACCGGUUGAGGCUCAAGCAAAACGCCACGUCGAAGCUGGUCCUCCAGAUCUUCCUCGGAAUCAUGCUCGCGUGCGGCAUAUUCGUGUACGGCGGGCGCAACAUGCGUCGGGUCCUCCCACGCUGUCCGUGGAGCAUUGCAGGCACCAUGAGCUUGCUCGCAGGCAGCGAGAUCAUCGACCGGAAGAUCAUCCCCGUCGGGGCGGAGUUCAUGAGCGACGAGGAGUUGAAGAAAGUGUUCGAAGGCUACGUGUUCAGUCUUGGGUGGUGGGAUACUACGACCGACGGAGUGAACAGUCCAGGAGGACAAAAACAACAGAGGUUUGGCAUUGACGUCGGCAAGGCUGAUGCAAGUGCAAAAACAUGAGCACCAUGAGUGUACAUGUACUCGUAGGUUUGGUACAAAAUCAUAAGAUUCCGAGAUUCACGACGCUUGAGAAAAGGACCAAAUAAGA